GGAUCUGACCGAGCAAGAUCACUGCUCAGUUAGGAUUGCAGCCGUGCAAUUGUGAAAUACGGGGUCGCUUAGUUAGAAUUGCACCAGCGCGGUUGUAAGUUUCACUCACUCAGUUCCUAAAUGCCUGCUCAGUUGUCUUUACGCCCUCAUAAAAUAUCGACAACUAGUUCACAUUUUGACUGGUUAGACUUUUUAAUUUACUUGUAAUGCUACAAACUGUAUAAUCACAGGAGAAAUGCGCGGUCUCGGAUUCUGUCAAGGCUGAAGGAGAGCUGAAAAUUCUUUCAGUGUCACGCGCAUGGAACGAAGCUAGAUGACCCAUCAAGCGCGCGGUCCUCACAGUCACACGGCUGCUUGCGUCACAUUCGGCAAGCGCGCUCUCACAGAGCUGAAAGAAGGAGGAGCAGAAACGCUGCUUCGCGGGUUAUUUUCCCUUACAUUGCGAUCUAAUAUGUGUGCGCGCGUGAAAGCUCUGCCCAGCUUCUUCUUUGGCUCGUGCGUGUGAGGGUCACGCGGUGAAAGAGCGUGUUUUUCCAGGUGCUAAAUUGAAUGUUUGCUCAGCAUCCUCUCACCAUCCACCCACGGUCAUGCGUCACGCGGAGCGAGAUAUGAAGACUGCGCCGUAAGCAGCACCGCACACGCGGAUGGAGGUACUGGGACGCCACGGCAGGCCGUCAGCACAGCACACCCCUCGCCGGGGCCGAGGAGCUGAUCGGACCCAGCGUAUCAUCCGCAUCCAGCCGCUUAUCUUGGAGGUGCACAGCGGGUAGGAGGGGGACCUCCGGAACAGAGAAGAAGACCCUCACGGAUUAAUCCGCACCCACCCACUCUCAUGGAUCUGAAGAGAGUGCUAUCGUUCCCUCCAUACCCCGGGGAUUACCUGCAUCCAGUGGUGUAUGCAUGCACGGCAGUCAUGCUACUCUGUUUGCUUGUCUCCAUCAUGACAUACAUCGUUAAUCACAGCGUGAUCCACAUCAGCAGGAAAGGCUGGCACACGCUCCUUAACUUCUUCUUUCACGCCGGACUAACGUUUGGAGUUUUUGCCAGUGGCAUCAAUCAGAUCAACGUGCCGUUUACUUGUCAGAUUGUCGGAAUCGUUCUUCAUUAUGCCUCCUUGUCCACCAUGCUGUGGCUGACAUGUAUGGCCAGAAAUGUUUUUGGUGACGUCUCUAAAGACCCAUUCAGGGCCCCGGACAAAAACGGACCGACCCAAACACGGGGCAAGCCAACCAUCUUGAGAUUUUAUCUCGUGAGCGAUGGCAUCCCGCUCAUAAUCGUUGGCGUCACUGCAGGCUUUGAUUUGGAGAACUACGGCAGCAGAGACGGGGCUUUGUACUGCUGGAUGGCAUGGAAACCCAGUCUGGGGGGCUUCUAUGCCCCUGUGGGUCUUCUGGUCUUGGUCAUGUGCAUCUACUUCCUGUGCACCCACAUUCAGCUGAAGCGCCACCCGGAGAGGAAGUAUGAGCUGCGAGUGGUGAGCGAGGAGCAGCAGCAGCUGUCGGUCGCCGAGCCAAACCAUCACUGCCACCCUGACGGUGGGGGGGCGUCCUCAGAGAGUCAACCAUUCUCUGCUGGGGUUUCAGUGUUGGCCAAUGAGCAUUCCUUCAAAUCACAGCUCCGAGCCACGGCCUUCACCUUGCUUCUCUUUCUGGCCACUUGGGCUCUGGGGGCGCUUGCAGUUUCUCUGGGACAUUUCCUUGAUAUGAUCUUCAGCUGCCUAUAUGGGGCGUUUUGUGUCACCCUGGGGCUCUUCCUCCUCAUUCAGCACUGCGCCAAACGUGACGAUGUGUGGAACCGGUGGUGGGGCUGCUGCCUGUCCAGGUCCAAGAUCAAAAACAAGAACUGUGAGAGCCAGAGGCAGGAGCACCAACACUUGGCUUCCCCCUCCUUAGCCAAGCAGUCAUCACUGUCCCCGCACCUUCUACAAGGCCCUUAUGAUAAGAUGACCCCUCCACUUCAGAGCCCGCUUCCCUCUAACUCUGGUCCCUGUUGCGUGGCGGUCAUGAGUCCCAUGUCUCCGACCCUCCCUCUUGAUGACUCUGUGCCAUCACCUCUUCCACUUCCCAACAGUCUUCCUCAUCCAGCUCUUCCUCUGCAGAGCUGCCUUACUGACAGAGCAAAGUCUCGCUCCUUCAAUUGCCCCCGGCCCUGCCUCCAGGAUUAUCGCUCACACAUGGCUUCACUCAGCAUGGAUGGAAGCAUUCACAGCCCCCACUCUGCACAGCACCCGCAGGGCUUUCCGCUGGUGUCCAACUGCCCACAGCCAGACCUCCAGCUCCCCUGCCUAAGCCCCCACCUAGACAAACAGCAGGCUUCCUUGCAGCGCCAGACCUCCUGCCUCAGCGUGCAAGACUCUGUAACUUCCUGUCAUAGCCACUCCCAGAAUGUGCAUGACAACACCACAUCCAGCCUUCUCAUGCCCUCUCAAGGUGUUCUCUCCUGCCCGUGGCACCUGUACAGCUCAGUUGACCCCAACCCCAGCUGCUGCGACAAAUCGGACCUGUUCAGCACCCAGUUUUCUCCAGAGGAUGCAGACUGCGGGUUCAUGCCAAAGACUGCAAACGGGGAGAAGCAUGACGGCUUUCUUGAUAUAGAGCAGAGAGGUUUCCCCAGAAACACUCUGCCUCGCCAGCACGCCACCAUCAGCCGGCGGGGGACCAUUGGCCGGAACAGAAGUCUGCAGGAGGAUGGGCUGUUUGGCGCAGAUGCCACCGGUAACAUUCGGACUGGACCUUGGAAGAACGAAACCACAGUUUAGUGUUUUCUGCUCGCAGAGGUUCUUCCUGUGAUGACAGUUGAGUUUGGAUUUUCUGCCUUUUAUCUGUGCCCUAAAUAUUUCUGAGAUCUUACCUCCCACAUCAUGUUUGAUACUUUUUUCACCAAAAGGUGUUUUUCAAAGAACCUUCCAGGUAAUAGAGGUGGUUGCAUUUUAAUUUUUGACCUUGUUUUCAGUCACAAACAUAUCCUUGUUGAUUAUGUCUGUGACGCUGCACCUCUGAACUCUCGGCCAUCCUACCUGAUGCAUUUUGUCCGUGAACACACAAUCCAGUGUUAUCCAUGUAUUGGGUUGAAAGUGACGUGAAAGCAUGUGAACGAACCCAUGUGAGCAUGUGUGUUACUGUGUGCAACAGUGCAUGAGGAUGUUAAUCCACACGUGGUGUGUUGGUGCUCUCAGUGUUCCACAAUGAUUUUCCAUACAGACACUUGUGUAUGCUGCCAAAAAUGUCAAACUGCUGUAGUUUGACAAAUGUUGCACUAGAGUGUGUAGUGGAUAGUGACCCCCCCCCCAAGAGAAGUGCAAUGUGCUCUGAAGCACAAACUGGUGAGGCAAACGCUGCGCCAGCGUCCACUGUGAUAAGACUAGAGAAGUCUUUUAAAGUCCAACUCAGGUUUGUAGAGGAUAAUCAGCAGUUUUGUUAGUCAUGUCCAUUUCAUAAGCGAGAGGUCCAUCUUCCAUGUAAUGACAAAGGUGUUGACAGCAGACGUGGUAGUUUCUGGUAAGGCUGAUUUGCACUGGUCCAUCUGCAGUGCUUCUCUGUUGCAUUGCAUUGACACAAAAAAUGAUCAGUCAUAAUGUUUACAUUGUCUUACUCAAUUCUACUUUUGACCUCUAUUACUCCACAAGGCAACACAAGCUUUACGUAGGAGGUAUAUUUCCAGUCUGCGUCAGUUUCGUGGCAAAAAGCUGGAGAAAAUGUAAAACGAGUCCAGUUUCAAAAUAAAAACUCCCGUUGUACUUUCAAAAUAAAAAUUAAUAAAAUCUAGGGGAUGUUAUGUUCUGCAUGUGUUUGUUUGUUUUUUGUUUGUGCUGCUGAUUGUGGCUCUUCCCAGCUGAUCCACACCCUCACCUGAUCUCUGCGGAGGAGUGCACAGCUGUCUGCACUUAGCUAAUUUAGCUUGCUCCCUAUUUAAGUUGACUGCUUUCUGCAUUCAGUGUUGGUUGAUUUUGUUUGCACACCCUGUAUUUGCCAGUUCAGCUUGCUCCCUUGGUUUUGCUUUUUUCCUCCGGUGAAAUUUUUUGUUUAUUAAAUCAUUCGAUUAUUGACUAGUG
Messenger RNA from Oryzias latipes (Japanese medaka), 4051 nucleotides. It is a transcript of the gene adgra1a, whose product is annotated as adhesion G protein-coupled receptor A1a. The record is from RefSeq and is a predicted model, not a curated record. Gene Ontology annotation, molecular function: G protein-coupled receptor activity. Gene Ontology annotation, cellular component: plasma membrane; postsynaptic density; glutamatergic synapse. NCBI's taxonomy places the organism in Eukaryota, Metazoa, Chordata, Actinopteri, Beloniformes, Adrianichthyidae. Gene Ontology annotation, biological process: G protein-coupled receptor signaling pathway; cell surface receptor signaling pathway.